Microthlaspi erraticum is the source of this 324-nucleotide messenger RNA. NCBI's taxonomy places the organism in Eukaryota, Viridiplantae, Streptophyta, Magnoliopsida, Brassicales, Brassicaceae. The record is from the annotation of a GenBank genome assembly.
AUGCGGGAGUUUCAGAACCUUACAGUGGACUGUAACCUCUCAGAUCUUGCAUACAUCGGAUCCUUAUUCACUUGGUGUAACAAUUGCCCCAUGAGCCCGGUUAGCAAGAAGUUGAACCGCGCUUUGAUCAAUGCUGACUGGCUUAGCUCCUUUCCCCAGUCCUUUGCAAAAUUUGAUGUAGGAGGGAUCUCCGAUCACGCGAGGUGUCUGAUACAUAUAUCUCCUCAAGAAGUGGGUGCCCAUAAGCCUUUUAAGUUCUUUAACUUUCUAGCAGAUCAUGAUGAGUUUCUUCCAGUGGUUAAGCGGGUUUGGGACACAUCAUGA